Molecule: messenger RNA, 1041 nt
Organism: Clonostachys rhizophaga
Lineage: Eukaryota; Fungi; Ascomycota; Sordariomycetes; Hypocreales; Bionectriaceae
Source: the annotation of a GenBank genome assembly
AUGGGUUCGCCCCCACGUCAAUCGCCUGGGACUUCAACUGCCCCUGCUGCGGCGCUAACUUCUACGCAAAUAGAGGGAGAAGAUAUUCUUGAAGCGGAGGAGGACAAUGAUGCCAGUGAUGCUGAUUCGGCAAUUGGUUCUGUCGCCGGAAGUAGCCUCACGUCACUCCGCUCGAGCGUGUUGAGAUAUCAGGAAGAAAAUGGCAGAACCUAUCAUGCUAUGAGUUCCGGAAAAUAUAACUAUCCCAAUGACGAGGAUGAGAGUAAACGACUUGAUCUUCAGCACAAUCUUUGGCUAUUUACACUCCGUGGAGAAUUGGGACUUUGUCCCAAGAUCCAGAACGGUCCAGCUAAGCGAGUUCUGGAUGCUGGAACCGGAACAGGCAUCUGGGCGAUUGAAUAUGCCGACGUAUAUCCUGAAUCAGAGGUCAUUGGUGUUGAUCUCAGCCCUAUCCAACCCUCUCUUUUCGAGGUCGACGAUCUCGAAAAAGAGUGGACCUGGACACGACCGUUCGACUUGAUCUUCGCUCGAGUGCUCACAGCAUGCUUCGAAGAAAUGCAAAGCUUCGUCGACAAGUCAUUCGAAAAUCUCGAACCCGGAGGCUAUCUCGAGAUGCAAGAUUUGACCCACCCUCUCGGCUGCGAUGACGGCUCCUUGGAUCUUGAAUCCCCGCUGGGCCAAUUCGGCCCACUGGUUAUCAAAGCCUGCACCUUAGCCGGGCGCCCCAUCGACAUUGCCCCCAAGUAUGGGGAAUUUAUGAAGAAGGCUGGAUUCGUAGAUAUUGUACACAGACAAUACAAGUGGCCUACUAAUUCAUGGCCCAAGGAUAAACACCACAAGGAGAUUGGAGCGUGGUCAUUUGAGAACUUGAACACCGGUCUUGAAGGCUUGCUGCUUGCCCUCUUUACCAGGCACCUGGGGUGGUCCGUGGAGGAGGUCACGGUAUAUUGUGCGCAGGCACGAAAGCAGCUUCGGGAUCUCAAAGUCCAUGCCUAUAUUCCCAUACACGUUUGGUAUGGCCGGAAACCAGAAGGGGAGUAG